This is a messenger RNA of Sander lucioperca (pikeperch), 1924 nucleotides long. RefSeq names its product zinc-binding protein A33-like. The record is from RefSeq and is a predicted model, not a curated record. Gene Ontology annotation, molecular function: protein binding. The transcript has 4 exons. Bases 281 to 1654 code for a protein of 457 amino acids. NCBI's taxonomy places the organism in Eukaryota, Metazoa, Chordata, Actinopteri, Perciformes, Percidae.
CACAAUCAGCAAACCCAAUCCACAACCCCUCCCGUAGUCUCUUUGACUUAUAAUGUUCCUUCUAUAACAGAGAGCUCCACUGCUGCAGAGACAAGACCCGCGGAUACAGGAGGACGAUGCUCGGCCUUUCUACACAACAUCACAGUUGACUCUGGUUGGGAGGGUUUGAGGAUUGGACUGCAGUCAGAUAAGAAAGGCGGAGACGCAGCAACGUCUGUCUGUCUGUCAGAAGAAAGAAAGUCGCUGUAAUCUCAUUUGGACGAGGUAACAGAGAACCACAAUGACAACACUUGAUCUUUGGAACACGCUGGAGGACCUGACAGAUGAUCAGUUCAAGCAGUUCAAGUGGUUCCUGAAGCAGGACGACAUACCUAAAGGAUUCUCAGCUAUCCCAGCGGCCCGGCUGGAGAGGGCAGACAGGCAGGACACGGUGGAUCUGAUGGUUCAAAAAUAUCAGGGUCCCGGAGCUCUGGAGAUAACCAUGAAGAUUUUAAAGGAGAUAAGCAGGAAUGAUCUGGUGCAGUGUUUGUUACAAACCAGCUCAAGACCGAAAGACCUCAAAAGCCAUAACUCUGUUUCUGUAAAUACUGAUUAUGGAAGAAAGAAGGCAAAGCUGGGGGAGACAAAGGCUGAAAUUAUGCUGAUGAUCCAGGAGAGACAGGUGAAGAUCUGGGAAAUCAAUCGCUCAGCAAAGUUGAGCAGUAAAUCUGCAGACAGACAUAUCGCAGACAGUGUGCAGGCAUUUGCUGUUUUGCAGCAGUCAGUCGAGAGAAGUCUGGCUAAUCUCAUCGAGGCAAUUGAAGAAAAGCGGGAAACGACACGGAAGCAGGCCGAAGCAUUCAUUCAAGAGCUGGAGCAGGAAAUCUCUAAGUUGAAAAAGAGAUUCGCUGAGGUGGAGCAGCUCUCACGCACCGAAGACCACCCUGACUUCCUGCAAAGCUUCUCUUUUACAAAUGCUAUUCCACCCACCAAGAACUGGGCAGAAAUCAGCGUCCCUCCACCAUCAUAUGGGGGAUCUGUGGGGACCACUGUGAAUCAGCUGGUUGAAAUAUUUACGCAAGAGAAGGAGAAAUUGUUUACUAAGGCCAAGCUGAACAGGGUCCAGCAGUUUGCAAAGGAUGUGACUCUAGAUCCUGAUACAGCAAAUCCAUACCUCAUUUUGUCUAACGACGGCAAAGAAGUUUACUGUGGUGAUGUAGAACAAAUCCUCCCCGACAACCCAGAAAGGUUUAAUCCUGCUUUAAAUGUCUUGGGAAAGCAUCAUUUCUCCUCAGGAAGAUUUUAUUACGAGGUUUGGGUUAAAGGGAAGACUUCCUGGGAUUUAGGUGUUGUUAGAGAGUCAAUCGGCAGGAAGGGGUCUAUCUCAGCAAGCCCCGAGAAUGGCUACUGGACUAUAUGUUUAAGGGAAGGUGAGAAGUACAAAGCUUUUGCUGCCUGUCUCAGUGUAAAAAGUCCCCCGAAGAAGGUGGGCGUGUUUGUGGAUUAUGAGAAGGGUUUAGUCUCCUUUUAUGACGUAGAUUCUGCAGACCUUAUCCACAGCUUUACGGACUGUUCCUUCACUGAGAAACUCUACCCAUUCUUCAGUCCCAGUCGUCAUUACGAUGGUAAAAACUCCACCCCUCUGAUCAUUUCUCCUAUCAAUUACGAUGAUUAGAUUUGAUCAAUGAUCCACUUGAAAAUGGUUCUGUAAUUUAUGAAACAUAAUUUAAACUCAUCAUCAAUUGUGAUAUUAGUGAUGUUACAACAAUGUAGGAGAUGAAGGAAAUGCUUUGAAACAGUCCAGAAAUGUAUUGUUUGGUUGUAGUACCCAUUUGUGCCACUAGAUGGUGACACUUCUCCCUGCUGCAGAGCUAUGUCUCCUGAGGAAAGAGUUGGUAUGUACAUAUGAUGAACACGGUACAAUAAAGUAACUGUGGAAGCCCUU